This is a messenger RNA of Clonostachys rhizophaga, 1662 nucleotides long. The record is from the annotation of a GenBank genome assembly. Lineage: Eukaryota; Fungi; Ascomycota; Sordariomycetes; Hypocreales; Bionectriaceae.
AUGGCGACUCAAGUGCCCGUUCCCGGGACUGUCCAGUUGGUCGAUAUUGAGGGCAUCUUCAAUGUCGAACAUGGCAAACAAUCUCGGGACAUUGUGCUCGUUCCGCAGCCUACCAACGACCCCGAUGAUCCUCUGCGCUGGACAGUCCCGCGCAAGACAAGAAACAUCAUUGUGGCUAUGAUAUGGUGUUUCUUUGUCGCCGCCAUGAUCUCUGGCUUGUCCCCUGCCUACCUUUUGAUCGAGGAGGACACGGGAAUUUCUGUUGCCGACCUGAGCACUGGAAACGGAAUCCUCUUCCUCUUGCUCGGUUGGGGUACCAUGAUAUCGCAAACCCUCGCUCUCCACUACGGCCGACGUCUUACACUCAUGAUCUCCAUCGUCACAUCGACCGCCGUGACCGUUUGGACUGCCUAUGUCAAGUCGAGAGGGGAAUUCUUCGCCAACCGCGUUAUCCUCGGCAUCGUUGCCUCCCCACAAGAAACCCUGAUCGAAGUCAUCAUUGGGGAUAUUUUCUUCGCUCACGACCGAGGCUUCUAUAUGGGUGCAUAUAGCUGGACACUUUGGUGUGGUGCAUUCUUGGCUCCUGUGGCAUCUGGUUAUGUUGCACAAGAACUUGGAUGGCGAUGGAUUCAAUAUAUACUAGCCUUCAUCGGCGCUGGCGUUACGGUCAUGACUUUCUUCCUUUUCGAGGAAACUAUGUUCUAUCGUGACCAUAGCAUUGAAGGGCUUCCCGAUCCUACUACUGUGAGCUCGGUUAAUGUCAAGGAUGCCCCAGGAGCGACGGAAGGAGAUUCCACAGUCGUUUCCGAAAAGACAAAUGGCGAGACGACCACGGACAAAGGUCAAGACUCUAUUUCACAGUCUAUUGAUGCCCCGGCCAUGGAAAGCACCAAGACCUACCUCGAAAAGCUCAAGCUAUGGGGCUAUCAUGACCCACGACAGCCUAGUGCAUUCAAGGUCUUCUUCCUACCAAUCCGCCUCCUAUUCAUGUUCCCAGGUAUGGGCUUCGGCGGCUUGCUUGUCGGUGGUAUUCUAGCCUGGUACAAUGUUGUCGGUGGUUCGUUGGCCUUGAUCCUUGGCAACCCGCCGUACAACUUUAGUGCUAAUAAUAUCGGCUUGACCUACCUCGCCUCGGUCGUCGGGGUCACUAUUGGGUGCUUCCUUUCCGGUUGGGCGUCAGAUUCCCUUGCGCUUCGUAUCGCCCGCAGAAACAACGGAGUGAUGGAGCCUGAGCAGCGACUAUGGACAUGCCUUGUGGCUCUGGUUAUGCACCCAGCUGGCUGUCUCCUGUAUGGAGUGGGAGCAUCGUAUCACAUCCAUUGGUUCGGGGUGGUGUUUGGCCUUGGUCUCAUUUCCAUCACUCUUCCCAUGGGCUCCAACCUUGCAUUCACAUAUAUUCUCGACAGCUACAAGGAAGUUGCGGGAGAGGGUCUGGUUUCAGCCAUUCUAAUUCGCAACAUGAUGGGUUUUGCUUUUGGGUAUGCCGUCGUGCCAAUGAUUGAAAGUCUUAGCCUUCGAUAUGCAUUUGUCUUGAUCGCCAUCCUGGGUUUGGCGGUUUGGUGCACUGCGAUUGUGAUGAUAUAUGUCGGCAAACCCCUGAGGCGCUCCACCGCACCUUCAUAUUGGAGACUCGUUGAAAAGUAUGGUGCAACUGCCCAUUGA